AUGACAACAAGAUUCGGAUUGCAUUCCUUCUUGUCCCUUCUCUGCUUCAUCUUAUUAACAUUUUCCAUUAGCGCACAGCAACAGGACACUCUCACGAUCGGCCAAUCACUAACCGACGGCCAGUCUCUAGUCUCAUCCGGCGGCAGCUUCCGGCUGGGCUACUUCCGGCCGGAAAAUUCCAGCAGCCGGUAUUUGGGGAUUUGGUACGGCGCCAGAGUACCGACUCAAACGGUCGUAUGGGUCGCCAACAGAGGAGCUCCGAUUUCCGACACCGGAGGGUUCCUCAACCUCACCAGGGAAGGAAUCCUCGUCCUCUCCGACGGCGGCCGGAACAACCUCGCCGUCUGGUCCUCCAACGUGACCAGAAGAGUGUCUCCGACGAGUGGAUUCGUCGCCCAGCUCCUGGAAUCCGGCAAUUUGGUUGUUAGGGACGCCGCCGACGAGAACCCGGACAACUUUUUGUGGCAGAGCUUCGACUACCUCACCAACUCGCUCCUCCCGGGGAUGAAGAUCGGGAGAAACCUGACGUCCGGUCUGAACCGGACGAUGAGGUCGUGGAGGAGCGGGGAGGACCCCGCGGAGGGUGACUUCUCCGUCCUCAUCGAGACGGAGGGUUACCCUCAGCUGUUGGUACGGAGGGGGGCCGCGAUCCAGUUUCGUGCUGGAUCGUGGAACGGCCUCCGUUUCACUGGGGUUCCGUCCCUGAACCCCAGUCCGACUUUCUCGUUCGAGUACCAAUACGACGAGGGACGGGAGGUCUAUUUCAGGUUCGCGGUGCCCAACAACACGGUCGUGUCCAGAUACGCGAUCUCCACGUCCGGGCUGCUCCAGCAUCUGACGUGGAGCAACCGGACGGGGGAGUGGAUAGUGAUAGGCACGGCCCAGGGGGACCGGUGCCAGAACUACGGGUUGUGUGGGACCUACGCGAACUGUUACGGGUCCCGGGCCCCGGCCUGUGAGUGUCUUACCGGGUUCAGCCCGAGGAAUCCGGGCGACUUCAGCCGGUCCGCGUGGGAAGAAGGGUGCGUCAGGAGGACUGCGCUGGCUUGUAAUUCGAGCGAUGGAUUCAUCUUGCAUUCGAGUGUCAAGCUGCCGGACACGGCCGUGACACGAUGGAACCGGACGAUUGGGCUGGCGGAAUGUCGGAGGUUGUGCUUGGGGAACUGUUCUUGUACUGGGUAUUCGAGCUUGGACAUAAGGAAUGGCGGGAGCGGGUGCUUGAUGUGGUUCGAUGAUCUGAUUGACAUUCGAGAACUGGCGGAUCGUGGGCAGGAUUUGUACGUCAGGGUGGCCGGGUCGGAAAUACAAGGAGUAAUUCAAGGAAGUCAAAGGAGAAGGAUCAUCGUGAUCGCCUCAGUGGUUUCGUCACUAGUGGCUUUGCUAGUCACUUUCGGGAUUCUGCUUUAUGCUAGAAAAAGGAAACUUAAGCAAAAAGAAACACCCAAGACAAAUGAAGAGAUGGAUCUACCGACAUUUGAUUUGAGGACAAUAGUGGAUGCCACAAAUGACUUUGCCAUUGGCAAUAAACUUGGAGAAGGUGGAUUUGGACCCGUCUACAUGGGAAAACUUCCCGAAGGACAAGAAAUCGCGGUGAAGAGACUCUCAACGAGCUCGGGACAAGGGACGAGCGAGUUCAAGAACGAGGUCAUUUUGUUCGCCAAACUCCAGCACAGAAACCUUGUCCGAUUGUUGGGUUGUUGCAUUCACGAUGACGAGAAGAUGUUGAUCUACGAAUACAUGUCCAACAAAAGCCUAGACUUCUUCAUUUUCGACGAGACUCAAAGGAAACUAUUGAACUGGCAGAAACGGUCGAUAAUCAUUGACGGGAUCGUUCGAGGCCUGCUUUACCUCCACCAGGACUCCAGGUUGAGGAUCAUCCAUCGAGAUCUGAAAGCCAGCAACAUCCUGCUCGACAAGGAGCUGAGGCCUAAGAUAUCCGACUUUGGCCUCGCGAGGACGUUCGGAGGAGAUCAAACAGAGGGCGAAACAAAAAAAGUCGUGGGCACGUUCGGCUAUAUGUCUCCGGAGUAUGCGGUGGAUGGUCUCUUCUCGGUCAAAUCCGACGUGUUCAGUUUCGGAGUGCUGGUUCUUGAGAUAGUGAGCGGUAGGAGGAACCGAGGAUACUAUCACGUUGACCACGACCUCAAUCUUGUCGGCCACGCAUGGACGUUGUGGAACGAAGGGGCGGCGCUAGGGCUGUUAGACGAUUCUUUGAACGAGAGUUGCAACCAAUCGGAAGUGUUGAGAUGCAUCCACGUGGCGUUGCUGUGCGUGCAACAGAGGCCCGAAGACAGGCCCAACAUGUCGGCGGCGGUGCUGAUGUUGGGCAGUGAGAAUCCUCUGCCGGAGCCCAAGCUGCCUGGAUUCUACCUCAGAAGGAAUCCGCCGGAGGCGGCCGACUCUUCUUGCUCUGCUAAUCAGGUCUCUAUAACAGUGAUGGAGGCCCGGUAGUUAAAGAGUAACGCGUACGUGGAUUGUUUUCGUUCAAACUUUUGAGGAGGGUUUGAAGUUGAAUGUAAAAGAUUGGAAACAAGGACGAAUUCUUGAUAGAAAAAAAUUAGGGUUUAUGCCACAUUUGG
Molecule: messenger RNA, 2579 nt
Organism: Linum tenue
Lineage: Eukaryota; Viridiplantae; Streptophyta; Magnoliopsida; Malpighiales; Linaceae
Source: the annotation of a GenBank genome assembly